This is a messenger RNA of Penicillium canescens, 285 nucleotides long. RefSeq lists its product as uncharacterized. The coding region runs from base 1 to 285 and encodes 94 amino acids. The transcript has a single exon. The record is from RefSeq and is a predicted model, not a curated record. NCBI's taxonomy places the organism in Eukaryota, Fungi, Ascomycota, Eurotiomycetes, Eurotiales, Aspergillaceae.
AUGGACAGCCGGUUGCUUCAAGGAUGCAUGCAACCUUUAGCCGUGGCGAUUUUCUCUCACCGCGGAUGGUCAAUGGGUGAAAAAUCCCUCAACGCAUGGCUGUCAAUCCUCCAGUUUCCAGAUUCGACUACUGCAACCAUGCUGUCGCCAGCUACGUCUCCCCGCUUUCAUGUGCAGGCUGUUCGCAUGGACACACACUCCUGUGAUGCUGUUGCGUUUUACAUUGCUGCUCUUGCAUGGCCGAUUUGGUCUCGGCACUUGCCAGAUGUCGUACUGAUGCAAUGA